Danio aesculapii is the source of this 1901-nucleotide messenger RNA. RefSeq names its product alpha-1,6-mannosylglycoprotein 6-beta-N-acetylglucosaminyltransferase (gene mgat5). Gene Ontology annotation, biological process: protein N-linked glycosylation. The transcript has 12 exons. Bases 339 to 1877 code for a protein of 512 amino acids. Gene Ontology annotation, molecular function: alpha-1,6-mannosylglycoprotein 6-beta-N-acetylglucosaminyltransferase activity. NCBI's taxonomy places the organism in Eukaryota, Metazoa, Chordata, Actinopteri, Cypriniformes, Danionidae. Gene Ontology annotation, cellular component: Golgi apparatus. The record is from RefSeq and is a predicted model, not a curated record.
GCUCUUUGUGUUGAAUGUGAUCAGACAGCGAAACGAAACACACCGACUGUUGUCAGGUGCGUGGAUCCACACCGACGCCGAUCACAGUGAAACCACCGGCUUUUCCACAGCAUUUAACGUCCAUAUCAUCACCCCAAAUAUCAAAUCAGUGUCUUCACUGUAAUGGAGCUUCUUGUGGGCUUGUCUCUAGUUUGAUUGACAACUCACACUAAAAGGAAUGGACUACAGUGAAGAAAAGAGCGAGUAGAGACCACACCCUCAAAACACAAUGAGGCUGAACUCGUCUUGAGUUGCCCAGACACACACUCCACACACUCACACCAACAAACUGACUCACCAUGGGCUCCGUGUACAUGUGGAAGUUGUCGUCCCAAAAGUUGGGUUUCUUCCUCGUGAGUUUCGGCUUCAUUUGGGGGAUGAUGCUGCUUCAUUUCACCAUCCAGCAGAGGGCAACGCAUGAAAGCAGCGCACAGCUACGAAUGCAGAUACUGGACCUUAGCAAGCGAUACAUUAAAGCCCUCGCAGAGGAGAACCAAAGCGUGAUGGAUGGACCCUACGUAGGCACCAUGACAGCAUACGAUCUGAAGAAGACUCUGGCUGUACUUCUGGACAAUAUAAUGCAGAGAUUGUCCAAGCUGGAGUCUAAAGUGGACAAUAUCAUGUACAACGGCACCAGCGCCAACCUGACCAACGGCACUGGGACUCCCGGACCAAACCCCGUCAACCCGGAGAAAGUCAACGUGGCAGAUUUGCUAAACGGAGCGCAGGAAAAAUGCGAACUGCCCUCGCUUGAUGGGUUUCCACACUGCGAAGGGAAGAUAAAGUGGAUGAAGGACAUGUGGCGUUCGGACCCCUGCUACGGCAACUAUGGUGUGGAUGGGUCCACCUGCUCAUUCUUCAUUUAUUUGAGUGAGGUUGAAAACUGGUGCCCUCGUCUGCCGUGGAGGAUCAAGAAUAUUGGAGAUGAAUUGGAAAGAAAAACACAGUUGGAGGUCCGCACAAGUUUUGACGAGUUGUAUCGCGUGAUGUUGCGGCGUGAGGAGUUUCGCUGGAUGAUGCUGCGGAUCAAGCGGAUGGAGGAGCCGUGGGUCAGCGCCGUUCGCUCGCUCGCCAACAAACAAAACCUCCACCACCGCAAACGCAAGAAGAUCCUGGUUCACUUGGGUCUGCUGACAAAGGAGUCUGGUUUUAAGAUAGCGGAGAAUGCGUUCAGCGGCGGUCCUCUGGGUGAGCUGGUGCAGUGGAGUGACCUCAUCACCACUCUCUACCUGCUGGGACACGACAUCCGCAUCUCAGCCUCCCUCGCUGAGCUCAAAGAGAUCAUGAAGAAGGUGAUGGACAAUAAAUCCAGCUGCCCGACUAAAGGAGAUAAAGUGGUGGAGCUGAUUUACAUUGACAUCGUGGGGCUGGCGCAGUUCAAGAAGACCCUCGGCCCGUCCUGGGUCCAUUAUCAGUGUAUGCUGCGUGUGCUGGACUCAUUCGGGACAGAGCCGGAGUUCAAUCACGCUCACUACGCCCAGUCCAAAGGCCACAAGACUCCAUGGGGCAAGUGGAACUUGAACCCGCAGCAGUUCAACACCAUGUUUCCUCACACUCCGGAUAACAGUUUCCUGGGCUUCGUGGUUGAGCAGCAUCUGAACGCCAGUGAUGUCAAACACAUCGACGACAUCAAGCGGCAAAACCAGUCGCUGGUUUACGGAAAAGUGGACAACUUCUGGAAGGAUAAAAAGAAAUACCUAGACAUCAUUCACUCCUAUAUGGAAGUUCACGGCACAGUCCAUGGCACCAGUACAGUACACCUGCCCGGCUACGUGAAGAACCAUGGCAUCCUGAGCGGACGAGACCUGCAGUUCUUGCUGCGAGAGACCAAGGUUUGACAUUAAAAACCUACAAUGGCAGAC